Aspergillus thermomutatus is the source of this 963-nucleotide messenger RNA. RefSeq names its product 3' exoribonuclease family protein. Gene Ontology annotation, cellular component: cytoplasmic exosome (RNase complex); nuclear exosome (RNase complex); nucleolus. The record is from RefSeq and is a predicted model, not a curated record. Gene Ontology annotation, biological process: nuclear mRNA surveillance; U4 snRNA 3'-end processing; rRNA catabolic process. The coding region runs from base 1 to 963 and encodes 320 amino acids. NCBI's taxonomy places the organism in Eukaryota, Fungi, Ascomycota, Eurotiomycetes, Eurotiales, Aspergillaceae. The transcript has 2 exons.
AUGACUGAUCGACGAAGAAUCAAUGGGCCGCCCAGCGACACAAGGCCUGCGGUCUUCGCCUCGUCGCUCAAAUCUACAACUGGUACUGCAUCUGGCAGGCCACAACGGCAAAGGCAGCCAAAUGAACUGCGCAAGAUAUUCCUCAGGACUGGCUUGAUCCCCUCCGCAUCUGGCUCCGCAUACCUCGAAUUCGAACCCUCAGCCUCCCUCGCCGCUGCACGCUCUUCUCCUCAAUCUCUCAUCCCUCCUUCUUCAGCUCUGAAGCUUGCAUGCACCGUUCACGGACCUAAACCGCUUCCCCGCUCUGCUACAUUCUCGCCCAACCUUGUUCUCACCACUCAUGUCAAAUAUGCGCCGUUCGCUGCCCGCAGGAGGAAAGGGCACGUCCGAGACGCUAGCGAACGGGACCUGGGUGUGCAUUUAGAGACCGCGCUGCGGGGUGUUGUUGUUGCUGAACGGUGGCCGAAGAGUGGAUUGGACAUCACAAUUACGAUCUUAGAGGCUGAAGAUGAUCGGUGGUGGGGCGAUGCGCCAGACUCUCAUGAUGCUCCGUGGGGAAUGAUGAAUGUUCUGGCUGGAUGCAUCACGGCUGCCUCUGCGGCUAUUGCGGACGCGCGGAUCGACUGUUUGGACCUCGUGGCUGGCGGCGUAGCUGCUCUUGUUUCUGACGAGUCCGCGGAGGGAGAAAAGUCAACGCCGAAGCUUAUGCUGGAUACAGACCCGGCUGAACAUCGGUCUAUCCUGUCAGCAUGUGUAGUCGCAUAUAUGCCUUCUCGGGAUGAGAUUACAGAAAUAUGGCUCAAGGGGGAUAGUUCGAAGGUGCUAUUAGGGCCCGAUGACAAGCGCUCGGGGCAUGACGCUUUGAUAGAUGGGGCGGUGGACGCUGCUCGGGGAGCGCAUACGGUUCUGGCAGAGGCAGUGAGGGAAUCUGCUGAACGGUUUGCCGGCCUUGCUACAGUUUGA